UGUUUGGGUAAUUUCCAAGCGACAAGUGUGCUCUAGAGAUUGUAAGCAAAUAAUACACAGACUUGCUACUGAAGCUGAAUUCCGCUCAAGUUAUUAGAUCAUAAAAUUAGCUGUUUCUUGCGAAUAGAUCAGUUUUUGAUAAAAUCUUAGAUAUGCCUGACACAGGACAUAUCGAGCAAAUUGGAAAGGAGACCCCCAGUAGGCCGCCAUGGGGACUACAGACGCCAAAGUCGAAGAUAGAAGAUCGAAGAAAUGCUGGAUAUAUGUCAACAUAUGAUCGAAUGUUUCAAGGAUGGAAAGGUUCUCCAGCCAAACCUAUAAGACAAAGCACCGCUCCCCACUUAAAUGAGGGAAUGUGGGUCGACCGGACCAGCUAUAGAGAGACAUUCAGGACACCGCAUUCUUACAGCCGCUACAAUAUCAUACCUGCUUCAGUCAACAGACAUCACAAACCACACCCAUCAAGGCUGGUUUGGCCACUGGAACCAAAUAAGUCAUACAUGAUAUGGAAACCAGAUGCAGAUUUAAUACCAGCCCGGAAAGUCGGCACAGCACCUCCCUCUCUGACUCAGUUUAGCAAGCAAAGAUGGAUGAACACAACAUACAGCGAUUUUUUUCAAGGCCAGCAACAAUUAGACUCAUUUGGAAAUGUUGUGCGAACCGCUGAAGCUGGAGGAAGACGUCCCACUACUGACUACGUUGGGAGCAGAACAGGUUCGAGACCUACAACUAUGGAUGCAGGGCACCAUCUGAAUAAAACAAUUUAUCGGCACGAUUUCAAGGGGGAGUUUGGAAGGCCUUCGACCAUAGACAAACCCCCAGACCGUUCAUGGGCAAACAUACCAUACUGAUUUUUUAUUUUUGGAGGGAAUAUACACUUUGAUGGCAUUUCUUUUUUAAUGCGCAUUAACGAUGUAGAAAUAUUGAAAUUCAGUAGAAAAUAUUGUAAUUAAAGUAUUUUACUUCCGGGCCAGCGCCACUGACCUUACACUGGAGGGGCCGUCUAUGUAAAAUAGGUUUCUUCUACCCCCUCUACCCCCAUUGUGGCAAAUCUUUUGUUUACGAUGUUCUACUCUUGGACUUUAGUUCGAUUUAUUUGUUGUAGUCUUCAUACUUAUCCAUAUAAAUGAUUUGAGAUGGUUUGAAUCUUUUAUUAGUGAAAAGUAAGGAGGAUAUGGCCCACUGCCCCCUGGCCCCUUGGUCUCCUAGCCUCUCUGCGUUGUGGGCCCUGACUUAAACGCGAAGUUGAAAUCUUAAGGGGUAAGUAUAGAAUUUUUUGUCAAGAGGUUUUGCUUUUCAUGUAAUACAUAAAGUUUCUUUGUCUUUUCCUUUUUCAUUUGCACGCUUUAUUUUCUAAAUUCCAAACAUUAUCCCAAGUUGCACUUCAUCUAAUUUUCAAACAAUUCAUCUUUUAUUUUUCUGAUGCACCAAUCGUUAUGGAACAAAUGUUGUCUAAGAAAAAUCGCUGUUUAAGACAAAUUUCAUACGCUGUUUCGUAA
Messenger RNA from Rhopilema esculentum, 1499 nucleotides. RefSeq lists its product as uncharacterized. Lineage: Eukaryota; Metazoa; Cnidaria; Scyphozoa; Rhizostomeae; Rhizostomatidae. The record is from RefSeq and is a predicted model, not a curated record.